Rhipicephalus sanguineus (brown dog tick) is the source of this 14824-nucleotide messenger RNA. RefSeq names its product stomatin-like protein 1. The record is from RefSeq and is a predicted model, not a curated record. Lineage: Eukaryota; Metazoa; Arthropoda; Arachnida; Ixodida; Ixodidae. Gene Ontology annotation, cellular component: plasma membrane. The transcript has 9 exons. Bases 81 to 1298 code for a protein of 405 amino acids.
GUGGGUUGUCAGCAAUGACAGCCUAAAAAAAUGAGGCGUUAGUGGUGGUGUUCUCUGUUAGUGUCUUGGUAGGGGCAACGAUGAACGAUUUUUCUCCGUAUAGAGAUAACUAUGACACGCCCGACUUCGUAUUUGAUUACACUUCAGCGUUUGAUUAUUCUUCUAUUCAUCACAUGACGGCAUUGAAGAAACCCGAGAAAUAUAAGACGAUAUUUAACUAUAACAAACGCCAGGUUGUUGUGGACCUGUCAGAUUGCGAGCCAGAACCGUGGCAGUCGACUAUUAUUAGAACGAUCCUGACGUUCUUCUGCUACCUCUUCCUCGUUUUCACGUUUCCAGUGACGUGCUGGGUCUGCAUCAAGAGAGUGCCGUCCCUGGAGAGAAUCGCAGUCUUUCGUUUGGGGAAGCUGCAGCCAGUUCAGGGUCCAGGCCUUGUGCUGGUUUUCCCGGUGAUUGACUCCUACAUGAAAGUUGACCUGAAGCCCAAGGUCUUUGAGGUGCCCGCACGUGAGGUUUUGACUGGUGAUGGAGCCAUCAUCGAGGUGGGAGCAGAGUUGCAUUGGCAGGUGGUCCACAGUGUCCGUUACGUCACUCGGGUAAAAGAGGUAGAUGCAACAGUAGGAGCACUCUGCCAGCAGUGCUUGGCAUCUCUUUUGGGCUGCAGCGACCAGGACGACUUAGACAGGCGACGGGAGGCCAUUGAGGCCACACUUCUGACCAAGCUGAAUGAAACAAUCCUUCCGUGGGGUCUGGAGGUCAUCAAGGUUACUCUCAAAGUGGCCCGUGUGGUAAAAACUGCUGAACCAAGCAAUCCACUGACUCCGGUUAUGUCUGCCAUAAAAAGUGCCCUUGGUUUCCCCUCUGAGCACGCCAAAACCCAAGCAUCAAUGCCACCUGGUCCUGGAGGCCUACAUGCUGUACCAGCAUGUCCAAGUGAGCCACAGUUUGAGCAGCUGGUACAGGUACUACACCAGCUGGCCCUGUUUGCUGCCCAGCAAGAUGAGUUUCAGGGUGUGUGUGCUACAUAUGCACUCCAGAUUCUUGCUGGCACCAAGGAUGGCAUCACAGUUCACGUUUGCUUCGACCAAGGUAGUGUGGAGCUGGUGCGUGGUAGUGAUCUCGGCAACAGAAGGAAGGCCGAUGUGACACUGCGCCUCUCUGCUGAUGAUCUGACCUUGAUCCUGUGUGGAAAGGAAUCUCCCAUGCAGGUGUACAUGGGUGGUCGCAUUCAAGUCCAAGGGGACUGGUCCUGCCUGCGCCGUUUCAUGGGUGUAAUUGACAAAUGCACUACUGGCUAGAAUUUAAUCUUUUUUUUAUCUUUUUCUUUUGUUAGGUCAAGCCAUCUACUUGACACAUUGCAGCUUUUGCAGUCCAUUAGUGAAAGUUGUACACGGAAUGGUAACAACUUGCUUAUGCUGUGCAUGCUAACUUACUAUACAAUGAACUGGUUUUGUUAUAGGCAUGUACAGCAAUAGAACUGCUGAAGUAUGAGAACAAGGAAUUGUUGUUUAGCUCCAAGUUCUUUUGUCCUUUAUUUCUAUAAAGAAGCUGAUCUAAUGGUAUUAUAACAUGGAGGAGUAGAGCUUCUUUCAGCAAUGUGGAUGUCACAGUGUUGUAGCCAUUGAUACACUUGCCAGUACAUGUUAUAUUCUUGUCUAGUACAGCUUCAUCUUAUGCAGUACACUCCCUUUACAGUAAUCAUGAAGGAACAUUAGAAACAUGCAGCUCAACAGUAGGGCACUGAGUCCAUGAUACACAAAAUGAAGUGCUUAAAAUUUCUUAGAUUAUUAGAUAAUUGGGCUAAACAAAAGUUAGGGAGCCUACUGUAUUUAUAAAAUGAUGUUGCAUUUGAUAAAAAAAUGUUGUUGUCACCUUGUGCUUGCCUUCAGAUUCGACGACUUGACUGGGUUUUACAGAGUUUGUUUUGUUACAACAGGAUUUCACUAGUCACUUAUUUUCUAUGUUGGCCAACAGUUGUUGUAUUAGCGUGUUUAAUCAAACCAGUAGUGUUAUGCUUAUGCGUGCUAAUCAUAUUGAUGAUUUUGUUGUGUCAUGAUCUCUUUCAUUUAGUUAAAAACCGAUGUGAAAUACUAGCAACAUCUGUAGUGGUACGCACAUUCCAUUCUUAGUUUCAUGUUGUGUAUUAUCUCAUUUAACAGUAUUUCAAGUGCUAAUUUCAUAGAGUUCAUUUUCUUCUUUUUAAGCUAUGCACCCUUUAAAGGGUCCCUACUGUACAUAUUUUAAAAAAACAUGCACAUCACAUGCAGUGUACCAUGAUGAUCAUCUCUUGUGAAAAUGGAAGCGCCAUAUGCCAUUGCGAAAUUCAAAAUACAUUCCUGCGCUUCUCUCCAAGCUUUUCCUGUCUCUUCUUUGCAUGUUGUGACACCAGCCUCUAGCGACAGCCUGUGCCCUAGCGGUGUCAUCAAGACAAAAAGUGUCGAUUAGUCAGUCAGCCAAGGAUGAUAGCACCAACUAUGAGGGCCAGCUCUCUGUUCUAGUAGUAGAGAAGACUUCCUAUUGCAUGCCACUGUACCUUUUAUGAAGCUUCUAUUCUGUUGACACUGCAUGGAGCUUUUGCUGCACUGUACGUGUCCUGUAGCUUUCGCUGCACUGUAUGUAGUUGGUGAGUACCCGGUGAAAAGGUUAGUGAAGAUGAAUGGAAAAUCACAUUGGCCACAUAGUUGUUCAUCAUAGUUAGACAUUGUAAUUAUUACAUCGCUUUACAACAUUCUUGUGGCUAUAUCUUCAUUGUAUACUAGUACACAGCUUCUGCUCUGUAACGAAUUUGUUAGCUCUGGAUAAUUUAGGGGUCCUUUAAUUCUUCUGUAUAAGUUUUCUUUUUCUUGUUCUUAUAAUUUUAUUAUUGUGUUAAAUCCUGUCUUAAUAGAAAGCUCUAGUCAAGCAUUUUUAUCUAAAUACAUGGGAAUGGAACAUUUUUCUCAGUUAGUAUUGCAUCAAAAUUGAUUAUAUUUGUCUCGCAUAAGAAAAAAGUUACAUCCUAAUAAUGGUAGGAAGAUUUUUUUUUCUUACUGAGGUUGUCAAAUGUUUUUGAAAACUUGUUGAAAAAAGACAAGAAUUUUUAAAAAUCUUUCAGAUUUGUAACCUAGCAAUAAAAAAUUAUUUUUUCGUAAUUCUGCUAUCUGCAGCUAAUAACACAUCAGAAGCAAAAAACAUAAAUGUAAAUGUAUUAUAUGCUGCUUCAAAAUAUGCCAUUCAUUUGUGAACAGGACUUUUGCAGAACUGUUCUAAACAUUUUGACAUUUUGUAGUUUGUUCAUUUGGGAUGAUGUAACAAAUGGAGUUGGCAGAACUGUGAUGGUGCAGUGUUAUGAAAUUGUAAAUUUUCAGCUUUUUUUUUUACCUGCCCAUUUUUGGAAAUUAUGCUCCUUGGAGUCAUUAGAACUUAAUUCCCUCUCAAAUGCAACAAACUUCAUUGAAAUCAAUUUGGCAGUUGUCUGAUGAAAGCAUUUCUUUAUUUUAUGUGUAUUUGAUUACGUAAAUUAGAGUUGGCCCCGAACUAGAGCUUUCUCUUCAAGAGCUCCUCACCAGGUCUGGGCAUUAUACAAACUGACAAGCACAGCACGUAGAUCACAUGAUGGUAGUCAUGUCUUCAAAGUAUGAAACAGCUGCAUUGCACGAAAGUGAUCAAGAUUUUGAGCAGCACCCCUUUCUUGGGGUCAGCAAGAGUCCAGGUCAGCCACACAAAUGCCUCAACGAAAAAUGCAAUGCUUGCAACAUCACCGACCAUUGUACAAUCAGUUAAUCAUCCAAUACGGAAUGUGCAAUGACUCACUGUAAAUGCGCCAUGAAACAAAAUAGAAAGAGAAGAAAAAAAAGGAGGCAGGGCUCAUCACAUGCAUGUGAGCGGUUCCACAGCUCCAACACCUGGGGGUGGGAUGCCACUUGCAGACACUAGCAAGGGGGGAAAGAGAGAAGGUCUCUGCCGACAUUUACACCCACCUCCUUGUGACAUGGUACUAGUGCAGUUGAAUUGCUUCUGACUUCUCUAUUAAUGAACUGACUUUAAAAAUUGUUUAGUUAAAAUGCUCCUUAGAUGGUACCUUACAAGUUACAUUGCAUGACCAAAAUUUACAAUGGGACCUGGCAGGGGAUGGUACCUUACGCAGAGAGAGAGUAAAAACAUUAAGAUAACUUACAAGUUUCAGUAUGUCUUUUUUAUUUAUUUACCAAGGGCACUCGCAUAAGGGGCCCUCAUGCAAAGGUAUAUAACGGAAAUUUGCAAUGGGGCUUGGCAUGGAGUUUUUUUAAAGGGCCCCUAAACCACCUCCGACAAUUUUUUAAAAUUUCAAGUAAACGUGCACAUCGAGUUCAUAGUGCCGUCACGAUUAACAAUGCCAAACGUGGCAGCGCUACGGGCCUUGGGCGCCCCACAAAUUCCAAGAAACAAUCUCUUCUCCUCUCCGGGCCUUUCGAUAAUCCUCAGCAUUUGGUAAUCCUCAGUGUUUUGCAUUUUGCGUUUAAUCCUCAGCAUUUCGUAAUCCUCAGACGUGACAUCAACAUUUUCGUCAGCUCAUGUCAUCCACAAAAAGAGCCUGUUUGUCUGCUCACAACUAGGCGCUCACCGCUCAUCCUCCUCACGCGGCAAGGAGGAGCACUCGACCAGGAGGAGAGACGAGCCAACGAACAGAGCAUAGAAUUGGAAAGAGCAAAGUGAGCGAGGGCUUCUUUUGGAUCAUCGAACGCAUGUAACUCCGCUAUUAUGGCACCGUUUUCAAAAAAUUCUCGCGGCUAUGUUUUUGUUGAAGACUUGCACAUAACUGCAAUACCAAAUCUAAAUUUCAACUUCUGAGUUGUGUAGUAUGCAGGCACUUAUAGUUUAACGCCUUAUUCUUCACCACAUUUUUGGCAUCUUCCACCAACCGUAUUUAAUGGUCAAAAAUUGCAGUGUCACAUGUACUUUAACGUAUGAUAUAUGACGAUGCUGGAUCAUAAGCAUAGUGUUGCUUGAGAGCCACUGCCAUUAUGCAUAAAAGCCUUUCUGGCUUGUGAUAGAGCAUGGUCAGGACUGAUUAUAAAAAAGUACCAUUCAUAUUCCUUUUUUUUUUUUCGCAACCUUUUAAGCAUUGUGUGCUUAUUUUAAUGUGUGGAACAUUUCUGGAAAUUUUUUGCAGACAGUAACAAUUUUUUUAGGGGUGUGCGAAUAGGAAAAUUUCAUCUAGAAUCGAAUAUCGAAUACAAAAGAUAUUAUUGAAAAUUGAAAGAAAGAACAGAGAAAUGAAAUCUGCUCAUGUCCUCGAGUACAUAACAUGGUGAGUGACUGCUACCAUCGGCGUGUGCAAGGUUCCCCACAAGAGAGGGCGAAGUUUCAUCUUAGCUCCCCCCUUCCUCCCUUUUGUCGAGUUGGAAAGACAACAUGCUUAACAAUGGAUGAAAGAAUGAAGAUGAAGCAAUGACGUGCUUCUCACAAUGGCCUGCCUUUGAUUAUAACAGUUUGGUCCUAACAGCUCUUGGAAUGCAACAUCAGGGGCCUUCAACCGCCAUUAUCGUCAAAAACCUGCGGGUCCAUAACCCUGCUCUUUAAACAAUGAUGGGACAGGUCCGACAAAGUAAAAGUAUGGGGAAGACUACGCCCCCCCCCCCCCUCUAGGUGAUUUGGGGGGGGGGGGGGGUCGCACCCCUCUGCACCCUCGUGAGCACACCUAUGACAGCUACAGAAAGACUACAAGUUGUCAUGCAGAAACACAAGCUGUUCCAUAUGACCUGGCUAUAGACUCUCUUGCUGUGAUGUUACGGUGUUUCCUGCAGUUGAAAACACACUCUCACUGGGCUAUCCUUACUUAGCUAUCUUAUUUACACGAAACGUGUACCACCAGUUACGGCAAUAUAAAGGAAAAAUCGGGGAUGCUGCGGCAUGGUGAAAGCUAUGUUACAUGCUUGUUCGGGAGGUUUCUUUCUUUCUUUUUUUUCGGCUUUUACAGGCGCACAGGCAUGUUGAUCGAUGAACUACCAUUAGUCAGCAGCGGCACUCCUAACCUCCUCACGGCUAACAGAGGGGGGGAGUGGUACAGCAGCCAGUUUUGCGCAAUGCGAGUCACCUGACAACAGUAAUGUUGUGCUUCAUCGUCAUGAGUGCUCCGGGCCCAAACAUCUUCGGGUGCCCGUUCACAGCAGUGUUUUAACUGCGCACCGGAACGAUGGGAGUUUCUGAACGAGUGGUGCGGCAGUGUGUGUGCACACAUGUGAAGCCAAUCACCGAGGGUUUCGCGUCCAGAUGUUUUACGGCUCUUGCGGCAUAUGGGACAGAACUACGCAAGAAUUCCUUGACUUCAUUUCGGAAACAAUGUUGUGAAGGGCUUCACAAUUUUUUCACGUGGUUUUUUUUUACGUGCGGUAAUGACACAGUCUCCUUUAAAAUAAUCAUGCACUCGCUUUUGAACCAGGAUAUCAUUGAAAGUUUUAACAAAAGGCCUACUGUAAUGACGUUAGCUUUAGUUUUAGUCACCCCACCCUAAACAAAAUGCACCAUUGGCUUUUGCCACGUUUUAGAUAUUCAUCCUGUCGAAUUAUUAGAAACUUCGAAUACUACCUAUUCGAAAGUCGAAUCGAAUUAUUCGAUUAGAUAUUAUUCAAUUCGAGUUCGAAAGUUGAAUAUUCGCACACCCCUAAUUUUUUUGACAAAUGUGUAGCAUAAUGUUGCAUUGAAAAAUACGCAUUGCUUUUUUCUUUCUCUCCUUUUUUUUCGAGGGGGGGAGAGGGGGAGGUGGGGUUCACUUGAAGACCCUUUGAAGGUUUGUGUCCUACAUAAAUCAACCUUUAAACAAAUAUUGGGGUUAUGCUUCUGUGAUGCUAUUUUACAGUAUCUGACACCAUUUGACACGUGUGUGUUAUUAUGCAAGGAAGUUCUACAGAGCAGAUGGAAGGUACGGACCAAGCACAAACUAAAUGACAUGACAGUCAAGGCUUAGCAAACCAUUAUCUAGCUUGAAACUCUUAAGUUGUGAUGCUAUUGCAGCCUUGGAGCAUUCAUAUUCGUCACUACAGUUGUUUUUGCCUUCCUUCAUUCAGUAAAGAAUGUGCAACUUUCACUACUUUCUUUGUCACUAUAACAUUAUGGUAUUUUACUUAAUUAUUAUUUUUUAUUUCUUGUAGCAUAGACCUUGCAUAAUACUAUUUUUCAUGAGGGAUGGUUGAGAAUACAGAGUUUAAGCAAGCAAUGCUGUCAUGAAGGUUGGUGCCUGAUGGCAGGUUUUUCAAGUUGAUAACUGUUCCAACUAAGAAAAAUGUUUAAUUAUAUGUUAGUUUGGCACAUGGGGAUAAACAGCUUUUUUAUGCUGGUGUGCAGAAAAAUGUAAGGAGCUGGCUUGAUGGGAGAACCGGGGGAAAAUAAUUUAUAACAUUUGAAACAUAUUUUAAAACUCAAUAGGUCUGCAUCUGCUUUGAAAUCAGUAUUGUAGUGAUCCAAAUAAAUAACAAGGUCCCUAGUAGAUUUAAUAACAUUAGGUCCACAAGCUGUGAACCACUGCUCACAUACUCAAGUUCAGGUUCAAAUUAAUAUUUUGCGAGCUAGUAGUUUCACUACUGGGGAGGCCUGGGUUAAGGUGUUGGACAGGUAACCAGUCAUUCAGUGUCAUUCAGUGUCAGAACUAAAUCUUUGUGUUCCUAUGGCACAGUGCUUUUUAUGCCAAAAGCUAGUGCUUUUUAUGCUAGAUACUCACUUUUGAAAUGGUACACUCACCGCUUAACCAUUGAAGAUCUUUGCUACACAAAAUGUGUUCAAAAUCUAUCAAAUGCGAUUUAGGGUGCGCAAUUGUCAUUGGCUUAUGCGUGAAAUGUGUACCUUAUUAGUCUUACUUCUUCCUGUUCACACUAAUUCUAGUGUCAUUAUCUGCAAACUUUGCAUUGUGUAGGAUCUCAUGUUGGCUGGAAAGCUUGCUUUUUUCACUAGUAGGAUAGCCUUUUUGUUUGUUGAAGUUGUUGGUUUUUUUUAGUUAUUGUACCCUCAACGCUUUACACCAUUGAAAAUGGAACGGGCGAGAAAGAAAAUUGCAAAUUUCAAGAUGUUCACUUCACAGAAAACAGAAAAAUUACAAGGCAAAAAAAAGGUACAUGAAUUCGGAAAGGGUCUUGGAAAAAAUAUUUGGAAUGGUGAAUGUGGGGAUGUGUAGGUCACUGUACACAUGCAUACUGGCAGUUGAGGCAGGCAAACAAUCCUAGUCUCUGCAAGUCUUGGGUUGAAAAAAUUGUGAAUAUGUUACAGUCAUUACUCAAGGGAUAUGAACUAGCUAAAUUGGAUCAAGGCGAGACUUUGUGAAAGGUGCAGGCUGCGUCCAGUGGGAUUUAAGCAUGUGAAUGUGAUAACAGAUCAUUUCAAAAAGGUAGAGGCAAGAGAAUUAUUGAGGCUAGGUUUUAUAGUGGAAGUUUUGUACUGAAUUUUUAAUGAUAGUUGGACACUGUGCAGCCAAGGGAUUCUGGACAGCUUUGAGCUUGUUGAUAAGUGCUACCUGGUCGGAGUCCCAUACUGAUGAAGUGUAUUCUGUUUCUCUAAUGCAAUGGUGCAAGGGAGAAAUCCAUAUGACUGAAUCUGGGUGCCGCAUAGCGGCGGCCGCAUUUUCGAUGGAUGCGAGAAGGUUUGAGGCCCGUGUACUUAGAUUUAGGUGCAUGUUAAAGAACCCCAGGUGGUCGAAAUUUCCGGAGCCCUCCACUACGGCGUCUCUCAUAAUCAUAUCGUGGUAAAGCAGUCAUCAUGAAAAAGACAGUCAAAGGGAUAUUUUUAACUGAAUCGUGAGGUACGCCUGAACACACCAGUUCAGGCAUACCUCAGGGCACCUUAUUACAGUCGUUUUUAAAGGAUUCCCGAUCAACCUAAUUUCUCUAGUUAAUUUUAUGCAAAGAUGCUUUUUACUUGCAUUUAAAGUGCCCAAAUUUGGUUACCCUGAUUUUUGCAUGUUCACCAAAGUUAUCACUCAUGUUAUACCAAUUUGAUGAAUCUCAGCUCAUUACAGCAUUUUUCUAAACAAAAAAUUAGGGGUGUGCGAAUAUUCGAAAUUUCGAAUAUUUUUCGAAUAGUGUUUGCAAUUCAAUUCGAUUCGCACUGGAAUUUUACUAUUCGAACUAUUCAAACUUCCCAAAAACAAAUACAGUCAACGUCAGAUUGGAAGUGGUCCCUAGAUUUUCAAUAUGCUUCACCUCAUGAAACCCUCGUAUUGCGGCAAAGCUUCCUUUCAAGCUUCGCUACGGUCGCAAAUGUAUUACAGUCGAACCCCUUUAUAAGAGGCACUGAUGUAAGAGACAAAUGGGUAUAAGAGGCACUAGUGUGCCUAUGUUGAAAUAGGGGUUGUUAAGAAAAUGCACACGUGGUACCCUGCUUAUAAGAGACACCUCAUAUAAAAGACAAGAAUUGCUCCCCAGAGCAUGUCUCUUAUAAAGGGGUUCAGCUGUAACUCAAGAAAACGCUGGUUCCAACAUGGAGAUGAAAGAUGUGGCAGAGUUGGGGGCUGAAUUAAUGCUGUUUUGGGCCUGAAAUUUGGGUAGGAAGUCCGAAAAAUCGGACGCCAAAGCUUUCUAGCAUCCAAAAUGUCAGAUGUUCUUAUAUAUCAACGUCUACGAGGCAGAUUUGGAACUCCGGACAUGAAGGGAGCACACCCUUGUCCACCACAUCAUUUGUGCUUCCACAGAGGUUGAAAGAGGAGGAGAGGCUGAGGAAGUGGCAUCUUUGCCUAUCACGUGUAAAGUGUUGUCGGCAACACUUUGGUUGCACCAAAUCAUGUAAAUAAAUACAAUUCGGCCUCUACAUUUCCUCAUUCUUGAUAAGACAGCUAUGAAACACCACCCCGCCAGUGCUUCAUCAACCUAGUGAAAAGAAACACUUUCAUGUUGCUAUCUUAUAAGAAUAUGCUUAGGAAUCCUCUCUUAACUUCUUUUCUGCAAUUUCGCUUCAAAGUAUUCUAAAAAUAUUCUAGAAAUAUUCGAGAAAUAUUCAAAAAAUAUUUGAUUCGAUUCGCACUCACACUUCAAUAUCUGUAUUAUUUAUUUAACUUGAAGUUCAAAUGAUAGCGCAGAUGAUAGCUUUUUCAUAUUUAGAUUGAUCUCUGAUACUUAAUGUCUACAACUACAGCUUUUUAUUGUUACUUUUAUGAGGAUAAAUGUCCUAUGUUCUCUUGCAGCACUAUGCUCGUACCUAGAAUUGGCAGCAUUAACUUCAUUUCAUGAUUUCAUCAAGUCCAGAAAGUUCUUUUUUCAUUAUCUCUUGUGUUGUAAAGUGUGCGGUUUUCAUCCCCCCCCAUCCCCUCUCACUUUUCUUGGCAUGAGAUUAAUGAAGUGUGUACUCUGGUUGGCAUCACUCCUAUUCAAAGUACUUAUUGCAAUAUUAUGUUUCAUUGAGAAACAUUAAAAAAUAGGGGCACAGUUGCGUAUAAAUUUUGUUGAUACUGUUAUGGCAUUGCUUGUACAGUUAACGGUGUGCUCACUCGGGCUAGUUUGUAUAUCUUGAUAAGGAUAUCUUCACAGCAUGACAGACGAAGCAGAAGGAACUUCACAGAUCACAGACAGACUUGUGAGUGGAAGUGAAAUGCGUUGUUUUGAGAAGCAGCAUAGAGGUGAAUGGAGAAGGCCCUCAAAAAAGCACUAAGUAUCAGCAUGAUGGAUAAACCACUUUUGUCAAUAGUGACAGGGAGUUGCAGUAGAUGUAUAUAUCUUCACAUGUCAAGGUACAUAAUCCACUAUAGGGUGACCACCUGUCCCGUGACUCGCAGGACUGUCCUGCAUUGAGAGCUAUUGUCCCGUGUCCCGCAAAAGAUUUCGCGCUUUAUUGUUACAGUUGAAACUCUGUUCAACGAAGGGAUGACUGCACUUGAAUUAUUUCAUUAAAUCAGGAAUUUCAUAAAAUCGAGAAAGGGGUUGUUCAUUACUUCAAAAUCUAAAAUUGUAAUGUAGCGACACACAAAAGCUACUGCGGCAUCGUAUAUUUGCCAUGCCUGUGUGUUUGAGAUGUCCACAAGGACAGCACGAACAUGGAGCCUCCCGUGUUUAGGAGAUGCAGGCCAGGUAGAUAGACGGUCUCGUGAAUGUAUGACAGGCAGCCUAUAUGCAGAGAUGGGGAGAAUGAAUGCAGUGACUAUGCGAGCAGGCCAGGCUAGAGAGUUGCGAGGAGACGAUCAGUGCCAUCUGUUGCUUGAACCAUGAAAUAAUGAAAGCAACCGACCAUAGUAUUCCUGUGGGAGCAUUUACAGGGGCCAUAAACAACCGCCACCCUUAACUCCAUCCAGCUGUUGAGUCCAUUAUUUGACGCAUGGGCAUGGCAUACAGCCUUGCCAAAAUAAAGCUAAGUUUGUAGCUAGUCUGGCUGUAUGUUUUAGUGUGAUAACGUUAGAGCGCACGCUAAAGAAAAGAAAAACUCAUCUCUGUAAAUAUUGGAAAUAAAUCACUGCCUUUUUGUUCAUCUGUUUCAGGGAAAAGUUCAUUAAAUCAGAUUUAAUGCCAAGUUUGUUGGUCGAUAACAACAUUGAACCCGAUGGGUAGCUGCUGGGGAAUGGAAAUUUCUUCGUUAGAACGGGAACUUCGCAAAAUCGGAUUUCACUAGAUCAAGUUUUCACUGUAUUGUUUGGCCACAGCGCCUUGAUUUCAGCUAAACCUGGCCACCUUAUUUGAGGAUAUGUUAGGUGCAAGCACUCCAAGCUUCCGAAAAAAUCAGCUAACCGCACAGUUCACGGCAAUAAUGAAUGCUUCUGGCACAUCUUGCGCCAGCUCCGUGCGCCUUCCCGCCAUUCUUUCCAAUGUGGGCGGUGGGCCUCCUAACCUGUUGGCAGUGGCCAACUGGUAACCUGUGGAAACUAAGCCACAGCUGUUUUGUGAGUGCCUAUCUUUUAAGGUGCCACAAUUUUAUGUCGAUAUUAAUAACCUUGUCUCUCGUUGGAGCAUGUUACAAAAAUGUAUACAAACUAAUUUUGUGUGCACUGAUAUAUAUAUGAACUUCAACUUGUAUCAGUUGCUCUAUUUCGCUGCUUCAGGUAUGACAAAACAUUGUGUGAGAAAAUUUCUCGUCAAACGUCAAAAAAUAAAUGAGAAAAUAUUGCAGUUAAUUUCUUACACCAAUGUGACACGGUGCACUGCUGAUCGCGAUUAAGCCUGGUCACGAUCAGAUUUAUCAACUGUGAUUGGCUUCCUUCGGCAGCAUGCAUAAAGUAGCCAAUCGCGACUAAGAAAUUCGAUCCGGAUUUGUCCUGAUCGCGAUCAAAUGUGCCCAUGUGACACCGGUAUUAUUCUGUUUUGUCAAUCCCCCCCCCCCACACUCCCCGUUCAGAGUGUUCCACAUUUUGCUAGUAGGAAUGUGAUCACCCUAACGAAGUAUCUCAUGGGCAUUCUGUUCACGCAAUACUUUUUUACCAGCUAUGUACAUUAUAGUGUUCAAAGACACAAGUGCAGCUGCACCUCCAAAAAUGGGUGGCAAGAUGACUUUAGGAGGAUCUUUUCAGUAAAGCAGCAUAAUCCUGUAGGCAGCUUAGUGUACACAUUUUGAUUGUGCUGACAUUUAUUACAUUUAGACAAUGCAACACCUGGAACAUUCUUAAUAAUCAUUCCAGUGUGAAGUGAAAGUAAUGUUUUUGUGAGGCUGCUUCUUAGGAAUUGCAAUGCUUUUGUUUGUUUGUUUGUUUGUUUGUUUGUUUGUUUGUUUGUUUGUUUGUUUGUUUGUUUGUUCAUAUUUCAGCCCAUACAAUCUUCAUGAAUAUACUUUGUGAGAAUUGUAGUAUUCUGAUGAAACUUUCUAGUCAUACUUUCAAGGAAAUUUUUAAUUAUUGAAGUUUGUGGAUCACGAAAGUUUAUCUUCAUGCAGGAUCUUUUCAUUUACUCUAUGUUUUCGCAAAAAUUGGCUGAUAUUCUUGUAGUGAAUUCUGGAUUGGGGUGGUGGCCUGUCUUUGUUCUGGCAAUAUUCCUUUUCUAGUACUCACGUGCUGUGUAUGGCAAGUGUGUACUAAGUGAGUGCAUGAUCUGUAGGUAUAUUUGUAGAUUCUUAAUUUUUGGCAGACCCCUCUUUCUCUUUCUCUCUUUCUUCUCUAUAUUUUCCUUUUAUCUCUUUUUUGCUAGCUUUACAACAUAGAGACUAGAGGUGUGCACGGGCUCCGGGUAGUCCGAAAGCCCGAGCCCGACCCGGCCCGCGGGCUGGGCUCGGGCGGGCCGACGUAUUCUCACCUCGGGCCCGGGCCGGGCUCGGGCUACUUGGAGUUUUAUCGGGCCGGGAUUGGGCCCGGCGCCAAGCCCGACUCAAGCCCGAAAUAUAGAGAAUGAGCGGGAAUUCUUUACCAGCACGCAUACAGCGCCUUUUUCACGACCGCCCUUUACCGCUUUUCCUUUCCAUUCGCUACUUUAAACAAAAGGGGAGCAGGUAAAGCACUGCCUCUGUUGCACUCCGACAAACAGAGAAGUAACACCACCUGAGCUACUGACGGCGCCACGUGACUGUUUGCGUUAGAUUUAAGGCCAAAUCCCAUAUGAGUGAAAAUGUACGCGACAGCGCGAGCGACCGGACGUAGAUCGCCUUCGUGCAAGCUUACGCUUGCAUGGGCAUACCCCAUACACGUGACGGCAUUGGCGAGCGAACUCUAUUGUUGCUGGCAUGAGGCCGUCUACUUGCUUGCUGUUUUUGCACAACAAUUUGUUAUCUGUGUAGUAAAGACUGUUCGUAGUGUGUCGUCUGAUCACAUUUGCUAUGCUCAAUAAAACGCCAAAUUACCGGAAAACGAUGUUUUGUUUUCGCAGCGAAGCUUCAAAAAGCCGGGCCGGGCCGGGCCCGGGAUUUUGUUCUCGUACGUCGGGCCGGGCCAGGCGGGCUCGCAGCCCUUUGCUGUCGGGCUCGGGCGGGUCUUCGACAAAGUCAGCGGGCCCGGGCCGGGCUCGGGCUCGGAUAUACGGCCCGUGCACAGCUCUAAUAGAGACUUUGUGUCGGUGCUUUGUCAUGAAAUUUCUGUUAGCCAGGUCUUGCUUUUUUUGGUUCCUUAUUAAUAUUGCUCUAGCACCUAUGCAGUGCUGACUUCUGUUAUGUGAUUACUGGACUUGCUUGGCUUAUUAGGAUGUGUGUGUUGAUACAGGACAUUGUUGGCAUGUUAUUAAAUGCGUGGGACAUUAUAUAGUAAUGAGAUUCAUAUUCGUAGAAUUGUGUAGUAGUAUAUCACUUAUUUAGUUCUUGAAAUCUCUAGCCAAAAAAGUAGCUGUUUUCAAAACUGUUUCACACCUUGUUUCACACCUUGCAGAGAACCUUGCUUGACUUUUGUCUGUUCAUUUGACAGCCUGAGUAGGUAAUUGUCAGGAGUACUUGUUUACUGUUGUUAGCUAAGUGAAAGUUAUUGCAUGAUAAAAGGGCAAAAUUGUUGACAUGUACAAUGCUCACGGGAUGAACUGCAACAUAAAAACUCCAAGUAUAACAGCUGGUGUGUGCAAUUGCUUGAAAUAAUCACAUUGUCCCGCUACAAGACUUGCCAUUAAAGGUUAUGUUCACUCGGAUGCAAGCCAAUAUUACACUGAUGGGAUGCAAACUAAAAACUGUGGAAAUGGAAGUAUGUGCAUUUCUUAGCCUUAAUUUGUGAGUUUCAUUUCGUUAGCACUAUACAUGUUGCUGCCACAGUGUUUAUUUCAUGGUAGUACAACUGGUUUGUAUUUUCCUGGAAAAUUAUUUUGUGAACUGAUGUUUUAAUUUGAUAUUUUUCACCUGUCGUAAUGAUAGAUAAGAGACAAGUACAUGAUCGGCAGUCCUCACAUUUUUUGUUGUCAUUUUCUUGAAGCCAAAUGCAUUCAUUUUUUAUUUGCCCACAUUUCUUGUGAAUAAUUUUUAUUACAUGUUUAGUUAAAUAAGAACUGGGAAUCAUAAUGUGUUC